Capra hircus (goat) is the source of this 978-nucleotide messenger RNA. Its product is annotated as angiogenin-1-like. The record is from RefSeq and is a predicted model, not a curated record. NCBI's taxonomy places the organism in Eukaryota, Metazoa, Chordata, Mammalia, Artiodactyla, Bovidae. Gene Ontology annotation, molecular function: RNA nuclease activity; nucleic acid binding. The transcript has 2 exons. The coding region runs from base 386 to 832 and encodes 148 amino acids. Gene Ontology annotation, biological process: innate immune response; antibacterial humoral response; defense response to Gram-positive bacterium.
CGGAGAGGCAGCCUUGCUCCCUGGAGCAGAGGCCAGGGGUCUGCAGGCCCCCUCAGCCCGUGUCCUCUUGGCCAGUGAGCGUCGGGCUCGGACCUCCAAGCUCAACCUCAGCCCAGGCAGAAAACCACCAGUUCCGCCUAGAACGGGGGUUGCUCUGACGCCUGCUUUGGAGGCGGGUCCUGGCGGGAAGCGCCUCGUGGAAGUGGGGCGCUGUCCCAACUACAAAAAGCCUCGCACCCCGACCCUUCUCCACCUGUCUGCAUCUUCUCCCGACUCGACGUCGUCCUUGCAGGGAAGAAGAAGCGGGUGAGAAAAACUUCAGUUUCCACCGUCUUGCCCAUUUCUGCAGACUUGUUCCGAGGCCGAGGAGCCUUUGUUGGAAGAGAUGGUGAUGGUCCUGAGCCCUCUGUUUUUGGUCUUCAUGCUGGGUCUGGGUCUGACCCCACUGGCCCUGGCUCAAGAUGACUACAGAUACAGAGACUUCCUGAACAAGCACUUCGAUGCCAACCCAAGGGGCCGGAAUGACAGAUACUGUAAUAGCAUGAUGGAAAAUCAACACCUGAUCAGACCUUGCAAAGAUACCAACACCUUUAUUCAUGGCAACAGUAAUAACAUCAAGGCCAUCUGUGACGACAGGAAUGGACAACCUUACAGAGACAAUCUCAGAAUAAGCAAGUCUAAAUUCCAGGUCACCACCUGCAAGCAUAUAGGAGGUUCCCCCUGGCCUCCAUGCCGGUACAGAGCCACAGCAGGCUACAGAGUCAUUGUUAUCGGCUGUGCAAAUGGCUUGCCUGUCCACUUUGAUGAGUCCUUUAUCGCUCCACGCCAGUAGCCCAGAGCUGGCUCUGCUCUUCCUUCCUUGCAUUUUCCCCUUACACUGCAGCAACAUUCAUUGAUAAGAAUCCAGAAAAUGAGCUGCUGAUCUUUUCAGCUUUACAAUAUGCUUCAUAAAUAAAAAGUCUCUCAAAUCAGUAAGAA